AUAUUCUGUCACGCUUCGCCUCUUUUGGGGAAAAUGGAUAAGUCCUCAGACUCACUGAUGUGUGACAGCUUGUCCACUUUCUAACUCACAACUUCCGUUAGUGGGGGGGGGGGGGGGGGGGGGGAGGCAAGAGGUGGGCGACCAUGAAGUAAUUUGGCCGAAAAGAUUUUUACUUCCUGCUCCUGAUGGGCCGCUGGAGUCAAAGGAUUGAGGAGGCAAGGUUCAUAGGAAGCCAAAGAAGAAUUCGUUACAACCACAAUGCCGAAUUUCGACCUCGUGGGCUGAGUAAUGGUAGCGCCCGUGUUUUUUCUGCCUCUCUGCAAUCCUUUGGAUUCGUGUCUUCAGUAGGGGUGUAGUCAAACCAGGCUGGGUGCGACUGAGUAGGCUUGGACCCGCCUGGGGUGGGAUGCUUCUGGGUGCGGCCACGUGUCCUGGCAAGUGCGUCUGUCUCUGUCUUGCUGCUUUCCUUCUUCUCUUUUCCAGAUGAUUGGUGAUCAAUCUCUCUACCUGCCGAUACGAGAGCGUGCGUAGGGCUGCCCAGCGGUAUGGCCUUCGAGAGGGAGGGGAAACCAAUGACUGGACUCUCUACUGGACAGACUACUCAGUGUCGCUGGAGAGGGUGAUGGAAAUGAAAAGUUACCAGAAAAUAAAUCACUUCCCUGGGAUGAGUGAAAUCUGCCGAAAGGACUUGCUGGCCAGAAAUAUGAGCCGCAUGUUAAAGAUGUUCCCUAAGGAUUUCCUCUUCUUCCCUAGGACCUGGUGUCUUCCUGCUGACUGGGGAGAUUUGCAGAACUACAGCAGGUCAAGAAAAAAUAAGACGUACAUUUGUAAGCCGGAUUCCGGCUGCCAAGGGAGAGGUAUAUUCAUCACCCGGACGGUGAAAGAUAUCAAGCCAGGCGAGGAUAUGAUCUGUCAACUCUAUAUUUCAAAGCCCUUUAUCAUUGAUGGGUUCAAGUUUGACCUGCGGAUUUACGUGCUGAUGACGUCCUGUGACCCCCUCCGGAUUUUUGCAUACAACGAAGGGCUAGCGCGCUUCGCCACCACCUCCUACUCCCACCCCUGCGCAGACAACCUGGAUGACAUCUGCAUGCACCUGACUAAUUAUUCCAUCAAUAAGCACAGCUCCAAUUUCGUUCGAGAUGCUCAGGCUGGGAGCAAGAGGAAGCUCUCCACCUUCAGCGUGUACAUGGAGAGCCACGGCUACAACACGGAGCAGGUCUGGAGAGAUAUCGAGGACGUCAUCAUCAAGACGAUCAUCUCCGCCCACCCCAUCAUCAAGCAUAACUACCACACCUGCUUCCCCAACCACACACUCAACAGCGCCUGCUUUGAAAUCCUGGGCUUUGACAUUUUGCUGGACCACAAACUCAAGCCCUGGCUGCUGGAGGUCAACCACUCUCCGAGCUUCUCCACCGACUCCUGGCUGGAUAAAGAGGUGAAAGACAGUCUGCUAUAUGACACUUUGGUCCUGAUCAACCUGGGAAGCUGUGACAAAAAGAAAGUCUUGGAGGAGGAGAGACAGCGGGGGCGGUUCCUGCAAAAAUGUCGUUCUCGGCAGACCAGGAUCGAGGAGGUCAAGGGUUUCCAGGCUGUGUGGUUAGAGAAAACUGAGAAGUACGAGAAGGAAAACUGUGGAGGGUUCCGCCUGAUUUAUCCUACUCUGAAUGCGGAGAAGUAUGAGAAGUUUUUCCAGGGAAACAACUCUCUCUUCCAGAAUACUGUUGCCUCCAGGGCUCGGGAGGUGUAUGCCCGACAGCUGAUCCAGGAGCUGAGACUCAAACAGGAGAAAAAAUCCUUCCAAACGAAAGAGAAGAAGGCAGAGACGCAGGGGGAGUCGGCCGGCGAGCGAGCGAGGGGCAAGAGCGCGAGGAGCUGGCCACAGAAACCACAGCAGGAACACAAGGCCACGGCCCCCGUCUCCAGACAAAAUCUCCAGCCAUUGACGUUAGCGUCCUGCACACCUGAGUUGCUCUUGAGUGUCAGAGAUGCAAAGACAAAUGAGACAGACAGCAGCCUCGCCCCGGAGGCCCCCACAAAAGAGGCCGGCCCUGCACGGCGGCACACCUCUGCACCUGACCUCAGGCACUCGAGCCUUCUCGGCUGCCCGGGGCUGGAGCUCGGUAACCCCCUCUCCAGAAUCAAGGAGGUCAAGUCCGCCUCCGCAGUGAACACAUUCACCAGCACUGAGCCCUUAACCUCAGUGGAAACCUCCCCAGAUUCCACCACCCAGGACUCAGACUCCCCAGAGUCUCUGCCUAGCAUGACCGCGAAAACCAGCCCUGAGUGCAGUAGCCCCAAGACGGUCUCCUUGAAAUACAGGCAGCACCACGUCUCCCAGCACCUCCUCCAGGGGAAAAUCUCGAAAAUUUCUCUGCCGACAAAUUCCCAGAGCUUCUUAGGAAAUCUGAACCAGAGCUGGGCUUCGCCGAAGAGUGACGCGAGGAAGCAGAGUCUGAUGUCUGAGCUAUUCACCAAGGUUCCCCUGAGGGAGAAGCUCUCCCUGUUCCCAGCUCACGACAACCCGAAGCUGGUGCUGAGUAACAAGUCACAAAACCACUCCCUGCCCUGGGAGUGCUGCUGGGGCGGCCAAAGCUCUGGCAGGAAGAGGCGGCUGCACGUGUCCUCCCUUGUCCUCCUGCACGAUCGUCCGAGCUACAAUGUUUCUCUGAAGGAUCUGCUGGUGGUCGCCACCCCAGCCCGACUGGAUCCGAGGCCUGGCCGAAGCCACGGGGGAAGCGUACACUCACUGCCCGAUCGCUGGCCCAAGAGGAUGUGAGCGGAACUAGUUAGCUUCCGGUGCUGAAGGACCGUGACUUAUGAGAAGUAUUGGAGAUGCCCCAGGAUCCACCCCAGCUGCCCCACCAGUGGCAUUCCUACGGGUCCCUCAGAUGGCAUCGUCAUCCAGAACACUCCCCCCCCCCCCCCCAGGUAGAGCAGUGUGAAGGGAGGCAUGUUUCAGGGAAGGACCCAAAGCUUCCAGGGAUGCAAAGCCCCCAGUCCACCAACAGGCCUGUGUCAGUUGGCUUUCAACCUCGAAGAGAAAAGACAGAGAAAGGGCCAGGCCUGAAUGGAGAAUUCUGAGCCCUGAGACCAGACCUCCUCCCACCCCAGCCACCUCUGUGCCCAAACACCUUUGUGCCACCUCCCUCACCGGUCCACAUCGAUCCUGCUGAUGGAGAAAGAAGUGAGGCGAGAGUGCCCAGCGUGCAAUGUUUCUUCCAUCAACCUGCAGAAAUGACGCAUCUUCCCCUCAAGUGUACAUUAAUAAAUUGCCACGCUCAAUGCCAGGGUGGUGAGCCUGAUCCAGAGGGGGGAUGGGAAGGGGGAAGGGGGAGAGAUCGUUCUCGCAAGCAGCUCCUUGGGAAGAAAGCUCCAAAUUCACUGAAAAUGCAUCAGGAGCCUUUGAAGAAUCUCUUUGGACGAAUGGUAGGCCCUGCCCUCCUUGCUGGGAGGCUAGUGCCCAAGGUGGCCCUUUGCGCAGGGGGCGGGGGGGCACGGUGGCUGCCGUGUGCCUGUCCAGCAUCGGUUCUGGCUAGACUCCGGGUGUAGCAUUUCAUUCUGCCGGUUCAUUCUCUACCCUCUCCAGGAAUGUGAUCCAAGAUUUUGCCCCUCUUGUUCUUCCUGAGUGAGAGCCCAGGAAUGAGGAGCUUUGGAGGCGGGGCGCGGGGUGGGGGGU
This is a messenger RNA of Lynx canadensis (Canada lynx), 3676 nucleotides long. RefSeq names its product tubulin tyrosine ligase like 6 (gene TTLL6). Gene Ontology annotation, cellular component: cilium. Gene Ontology annotation, molecular function: tubulin-glutamic acid ligase activity; tubulin binding. The transcript is spliced from 14 exons. Bases 623 to 2776 code for a protein of 717 amino acids. Lineage: Eukaryota; Metazoa; Chordata; Mammalia; Carnivora; Felidae. The record is from RefSeq and is a predicted model, not a curated record. Gene Ontology annotation, biological process: protein polyglutamylation; microtubule cytoskeleton organization.